Molecule: messenger RNA, 1329 nt
Organism: Thamnophis sirtalis
Lineage: Eukaryota; Metazoa; Chordata; Lepidosauria; Squamata; Natricidae
Source: RefSeq, a predicted model, not a curated record
GAUGGCCAGUCCGACAUUUUGUACACUUUCUGGACAGCAGUGACUCAAACUCUGGCCUCAGAAUUUCAGAAAGCGUCUGAGACUUCCAUGUUUCUGAAGCAGGCGUUCGAAGGCGAAUAUCCCAAAUUACUGAGGCUGUAUAACGAUUUCUGGAAGCGCCUUCAACAAUACAGCGAAAGCAUUCAGAGAAACGUGAUUGCGAACAGCGGCGCCGAGCCCGUAUCCGAACUUCUACAAAUAGAUGACGACGCACAGGACUUAUUCAUGCAGAAGAAACAAGAUUAUGACCCGGAGAAAGCACUGAAAAGUUCCUUGCAACCUUACGAAGCCGCCUAUCUAUCGAAGUCGCUUUCGCGGCUCUUUGAUCCCAUCAACCUGGUAUUUCCUCCCGGAGGUCGCAACCCACCGUCGGCCGAUGAACUGGACAGCAUCAUCAAAAUCAUUGCAAGUUGUUCGGGUAGAUCCCUGCCUCCUUCGGGAAAGCCGGACGUCCCUUGCUCUCUGUACAUGAAGGAGUUACAGGGGUUCAUCUCCAGGGUGAUGAACGACUAUUUCAGGCACUUUGAAUGCUACGAUUUUGUCUACGAGAGGACCGAAGGCAUCGCUCAGAGGGCCAUUGAGGUCUUCAUCCGUAACGCCAGCCUCCUCCGGCCUCUCGGCGAAGGAGGGAAGAUGAGGCUGGCGGCCGACUUCGCUCAGAGACCAAUGCUCUUCCAGACCAGCGAACAUAUCUCCAACAGUCCAGCGGUGGGAGACAUCAUUCCGUACAGCACCGUCAUCCAGUUCUUAUUCACAAGGGCCCCACCCGAACUGAAAUCCCCUUUCCAGAGAGCAGACUGGACGAUUGCUCGUUACUCGCGGUGGCUAGAUGAUCAUCCGGCCGAGAAAGAGCGGCUCAUUUUAAUACGGGGGGCCCUGGAAGCUUAUGUUCAAUCUGUGAGAAGCAGAGAAGGCAAAGAAUUUGCCCCCGUCUACCCCGUCAUGGUGCAGCUGCUGCAGAGGGCGCUGACCCCUCUUCAGUAAAUGGGUUGUCUGCAAAAGAUUGGAAGCCCCGAGCAACACACACGGUUUAUACUCCUGAUUUCCUACGCGUAGCCUCUCUCUCAGUCCACAGCCUGUUUCAACUUUCGUCCUCCAAUGCAAUUCUGCAUCUCUCAAGCUUUUUUUUUCCCAAAUGGUAUUUUUAUAUUUUUUUGUGUGUUAAUUGAAAAUCAAAUGUUUCUAUUUGAAAAUGCUUUAUUUCUGCGCUGGUAAAACGAGCUAGUCCUAAAUUGACGAGGGGAAAAAAAAAUGCUUGGAUUUAAUGUUUUAAACUUUCGAGUUUAAAAA